GAAAGGCACAUCCGAGUAGAAGUUAUGAGGGAGGAUAAGACUGACCUAGGCAAGAGAAAAGAUGAAGAGGUAACAGGGGAGAGGAGAGGUGAGGCAGAGGAAGAUAAAGUUGAAGAAAAGGAGGGAAGAGGAGAAGAGGAGAGAGAAGAGGAAGUGAAUGGGGACUGUGUAUCUAAGCCAUCAGAAGAGAGCAUUGAAGAGAGUCAGGUUCAGGGUGAGGGUGGAGAAGGGGAUGCAGAAAACCAUGACUACGAUGAGGAUGAAGAGGGAGAAUACAUGGAUAUGAAAGGCUCUGUGCAGACUGCCCUGGAUGCCCCAGAUAUGUCAGGUGUCAGAAAUGAAGUAGUUGCCAUAGAUGUGCCAUUUCCUCUGAUGGAGAAGGACGAUGAACAAGACCAGGACUGUCCACUGGACUUUCAGGAUACUUUUGGAUUCCUGGACCUUAUGGACAGCAGUGUCUCCAGCCAGAUGUUCCAAGAGUUCUCAGUGGAGCCUCAUCAUGGGGAUGAUGAGUAUGAAGACGAGGUGGAGCAUAGAUCCCCAGGACUCUCACAUGACAGACCAGACCCUGUCACAUGGCCACCUGUAGAUGCACAGACACAAAUACAGACACAAACGCCCAUACACAGGCCUCUAAGCAUAGAUCAGUAUGGGCGAGCCAACAAGUCAAUGAGUCUGCCUUACAUGUCCCGGCCCUUCCUGCCUGCUCUGUCUUCCUCCUCUGAAGAAGAAGAAGAGGAGGAUGAAGAAGGUGAUGAUGAUUACGACAAAGAAGAUGAGGAGGAUGAUGAUGACAUGUUCUGUAAAAGUCUACCAUCUAGUUUGGUGUUCAACAGACUGACAUGGAGUGGACCUCAGACUGACUUGGAGAACAGUUUGUCCCCAGCCCCUGUGCCCUCACAACCACUGGACGGUGCAACUGAUGACGCACCAAUUCCUAGUUCUGAGCCCAGAAUGCCCCCUGAGCACUUGGACAUUGAUUCCCCUGACUGCUGUCAUCAAUCAGUGGAGGUUUUGAGGCAUAGCAAAGCUGAAGAAAAGAAUAGUCUGGAAGCGAUGAAAGUGGUGGAGGAGGAGGAUGCAGAACAGGAUCGAGACAGCCAGGAGAAAGACCAGGCAGACACCCUGACCAAUACUUGCACAGAAAGAUCACCUUCACUUUGCUGCACUGACAUAGAAGAAAGUUGUCACUUGGUUGAAACCAGCAUCAUGGAGGAAGAGGAAACUCCAGAUGACAUUGAGAGGAGCCACGCUUCAGCAUCCGCAUCAACUGACUGUGAGGAGGCCUCACUGCAGACCACUAGAGUUCAUCUGAAGCUCAAAGACGAGGAAGAGGUCCUGAAGAGUCAAUGUGCUGAAGAAGGUGUGAUUUUAGAGGGUUAUAAUGGUGAUACAGUGAACGAAGCCGAGGCAGAAAAUCCACAAGAGCAUUUACUGACGGCCUGUCAUAUUGUUUCCUGUGCUGAAGAGCCAGAGAACAUAGUCAAUGAGCGAUCAGAGGAGGUUUCUAGAGAUUCCACUGGGGAUGUAAAAGAGCAUCCUGAAAAAAGUGCUAAGAGGGAGAGAGUGGGAGAGAAGGAAAAUGGAGAGGAGAAGAAGGUAGAGGAAGAGAUGGAGGAAAGAGAUGAUAGAAACGGGGGAGGAUUGGACAAACUAGAGGGAAAAGAAACAGCAUGCGAGGGAGAUAUGGGCAAAAGAGAGGAGAGAGAGGUAUUAAAGGAAUUGGAAAAAACAGAGGAAAAGGAUGUGGGGGUUAGGGUGGGAGUGGAGGAGAAGGAACAAGGAGGAAUGAUUGAAGAAGAGGAUGACAGGAUAGCAGGUGAUGAAAGGGAAGUAGGAGAAGAGGACACAAAGCAGGAAGAGGUAAUUUAUGAAGAGAUGAUGAGCAUAGUAGCGAGGGAUGACAUGAUGGAAAGUGGAGAGAGGAAGGAUAGGGAAGGAGAGACUGAGGGAAGCACAUUUAUAGAGGAGGUGAUAGAAACCAAAGAAGAUGGAGAGAUGAUUGGAGUACAACAGAAAGAGAUCAUGAAAGAGAUAGAUGAGAGUAAGGCAAGUGAAGAGAUGAGUGCAAAAGAAGAGGCGAAGAGAGCGGUGGAAGGAGUGGAUACCAUGAGAGAGACUGAGGAAGAGGCAGCUGGAAAGAGGGUGGAAAAGAUGUCGAUUGAUAAUGAGAAACAGAACCUUGAGGCACAGCACGUUUUAGAGAGAAGACAAAGAGAUAUAGAUCUUAUAAAGGAUGUUGUGGGAGAGGGAUAUGAGGAGGGAGAGAAAGAGAUGGAAGUGGGAGAUGUAAUCAGGGAGGAAGAAGGAGAUAGUAUACGUGUGGUCCAACAGGAGACCGAUGAGAAGAAGAAGAAGAAGAAGAAGAAGAAAGGAGAGAUGAAAGAGCAACUAAAGACACCAACAAUAGAGGAAAGAGAAGAAGACCUGAAAGAGAUCAAGAUAAACAGCAAAAAAAAAUAUGAGGGAGAAAACGAAGCGAUGGAUAGUAAAGUGGCGUCUGAAAAAGGGGUGGGGAGAGUGCUGGUCGUGUCUAAACAACAAACACCCCCUAAAGUGUAUCAAGCAAGAUCAGUGCCAGUGGUACCACCCAAGCCACAUCACUGCAGAAUAACUGCACUGAACCUCAGACAACAGCAGCACCAGAGGGAGAGGAGAGAGACAGACAGAGACAGUGGAAAGGGAAAGGUACACAGGACUUUGGGACAGCAAGAUAAGGAGAGAAAGAUGGAAGGAAAGCCAGAGGAUGACAAAGUCAGCGAGACAGAACGAGGGUGGAAUGAGGAUGGGGAAGAUGAGGGCAGAGGCAAAAAGGAGGCACAGAGUGGGGGGGUGAGGGAGAGGAGGAGAGAUGUGGAUGAGGGGGGAGUGAAAGACAUGAUGAAGAACAGUCCAAUCAGUAUGUGUUUUGAUGAAGCUGUUGCCAUGGGAAUCAAGAGAGGGAGAGAGAAAGAGGGCAGUGAAAGGGAGAAAAAAAAAGAGAGAGGAUAUGAAGUACAAUAAAGAGAAAGAGGUGGACAUAAAAGCCAGUAAAUGUUAUAGUCAUUGACUCUGUCUGGAUGGUUAGUAUACAAACGUAUCAUUUAUGUAUAGUUAUAUUUUCCAUACUGCCUGUAUUAUUCAGCCUGGGCCUAGAACCCCGUCCCACUAAUAUUCAGGGCUACUCAGAAAACUGAUCCUCUGCAGACCCCCCCCCCCCCCCCCCCUCUCCAUCUGUAAAUGUCCUCCUUUUUGUUGCUAUUUUCAACCUAUUAAACUAACUUACAAUUUUUACUUGGUUUCAAUCUACAAAGAGUUGUAAAUUUACACCCAAGUAUGUAAAUCUCAGGUAUCACAUCUCAUGCAUAACCAUGGGUAUUGUGAGCAAGAAAAUUGUAUAACUUCUUAUGAGCAAUGGCUAGGUCAUUAUUUGUAUCAAUUCCAUAAACCAAUGCAUUUUCUGUUUUUAAUUCGUUGUUGUGAAUAAAUUUAUUCUGCAGA
Messenger RNA from Salvelinus namaycush (lake trout), 3480 nucleotides. Its product is annotated as probable serine/threonine-protein kinase kinX. The transcript is spliced from 4 exons. Lineage: Eukaryota; Metazoa; Chordata; Actinopteri; Salmoniformes; Salmonidae. The coding region runs from base 25 to 3003 and encodes 992 amino acids. The record is from RefSeq and is a predicted model, not a curated record.